AGGGACAGAUGUCCGCCGCUAUAAAAGUCGCGGACGAAUCGUACGCGGUCUUGUCACUUUAAAAUGUCGCGCGCCACUUCUCCACAUCGGCCCCUCUGGCCGUCCUGCAUCGCACUUUUAUUAUUUAUAUUAAUGUUAACGUCGAUGACGUUGCGACGAGUGGACGCCAGCCCUUUAUGGAAUUUCACUCUACAAUCCGAGAACACGACGACUGCGAGUUCGCUGGUGAAUUCAACGAUCAGCUCGACGGAGACCGCGUCCAACACCGACGUAUACGUGAUAAAAGCUGUAGUUUACGAAAUUGGGAUUCUCACAGACACGGAUAAUACAACGAGUAGCGAAAAUAACGAAAGUAGCGAAAGUACCGAAAGACAAGAGAGAGUCGACAUAUCGUUGUACAGUGCACCGCAGGAAGACCAGUUCUAAUUCAAAUAAACUUAUUUCGAUCUCGGAGCGAAUACGACGGAAUACGAAUCUACGCAUCUAAACGCGUUUAGAAAUCGAGAACGAGAAAUGAAACGUAAAGACUGCGCAUAACACGACGAUGUUAUCGAGUGCAUAGUAAAUUAUUAAUUAUACAUUGUAUAAGAUAGAACGUAAAGACAACAACGCAGAGUGCGAUGUACGCAAUUUAUAAAUUUCGAUAUUAAAUCUAUAACGCUGUGACAA
Messenger RNA from Monomorium pharaonis (pharaoh ant), 669 nucleotides. RefSeq lists its product as uncharacterized. The record is from RefSeq and is a predicted model, not a curated record. The transcript is spliced from 3 exons. Bases 64 to 426 code for a protein of 120 amino acids. Lineage: Eukaryota; Metazoa; Arthropoda; Insecta; Hymenoptera; Formicidae.